This is a messenger RNA of Xyrauchen texanus (razorback sucker), 3898 nucleotides long. RefSeq lists its product as uncharacterized. Lineage: Eukaryota; Metazoa; Chordata; Actinopteri; Cypriniformes; Catostomidae. The record is from RefSeq and is a predicted model, not a curated record. Bases 2 to 1531 code for a protein of 509 amino acids. The transcript has 11 exons. Gene Ontology annotation, molecular function: protein binding.
UAUGAUAAAUGAUGCAGAACUGCAGAGGAGAAGAAAACGUUACCACGCAUCCUGUGCUGCAUUUAUGUUUGAUUUCAAGUGGCGAGGGAAAACAUGGUGUAUUGAUGCGUCAAGAGAAGAUGGAUCGUAUGGGCGGAUCGUUAAUGAUGACCACAAACAUCCAAAUUGUAAGAUGAAGAAAAUUGACGUCAAUGGAAAGCCUCACCUUUGUCUGUUUGCCCUGGAUGACAUUAAAGAAGGAGAAGAAAUUGCCUAUGAUUAUGGAGGAGAAAACUACCCAUGGAGAACACAAAUGACCAGCGCUGCUGUUAAUACCAGCACAGCGAGUAACUCUGAUCCUUCUCUCCAGUCAGAGACUCAGAUGGAUGAUGAAUCUGCUCAAAUCAACUCUCCUCAACAGAUGACCAGCGCUGCUGUUAAUACCAGCACAGCGAGUAACUCUGAUCCUUCUCUCCAGUCAGAGACUCAGAUGGAUGAUGAAUCUGCUCAAAUCAACUCUCCUCAACAGAUGACCAGCGCUGCUGUUAAUACCAGCACAGCGAGUAACUCUGAUCCUUCUCUCCAGUCAGAGACUCAGAUGGAUGAUGAAUCUGCUCAAAUCAACUCUCCUCAACAGAUGACCAGCGCUGCUGUUAAUACCAGCACAGCGAGUAACUCUGAUCCUUCUCUCCAGUCAGAGACUCAGAUGGAUGAUGAAUCUGCUCAAAUCAACUCUCCUCAGCAGAUUGUGAUACAGCUCCGAAAUGAAAAUGACAUUUUAGUACCAAGACUGAGAAGGACUAAAAGUAUCAUGAUGAAAGACAUGGAUCUUCAAGAUUCUGGGGAGCUCUUUGAUUCUACACCAGAGAGUUCAGAUAAUUAUGUUCCAGAUACCACUUCCGACAGUGACAGUGAUGUUAGCCUUACACUGAACCCAACAAAACGUCAGCUUCUUGAUGAACUGGAUAUGAAUGAAUCUGCCUCUGUAAGCUUCCCUGACUGUGACACAACAACGUCAGACAAAAUGCACAGCCUUACAUCUAAAGCAUCUGGAACAGUAGAAGAGCCCAGUUCAAGUCAGAACACAAUAGACUGCGUAGUUGUUAAUGCAUACCAAAAAAGAGAUGGCGGUAGAGUGUAUAACAAGAGACAUUACUGCUUGUAUUGCUCCAAACCUUACGCUAAGAUGGCAAGGCAUCUAGAAAGUUCACAUGCAAAUACAUCUGAUGUGGCUAGAGCUCUAAGCUUUCCAAAAGGUUCAAAAGAGAGAAAAAACAGCUGGAUUAUAUUCGCAACAAAGGGAACUAUGCCCACAAUGCUGCUGUUAUGGAAUCAGGAAAUGGGGAACUGGUGCCAUUUAAACGACCACCUAAAAAAGCACAGGGAGAGGAUUUCAUGCAUUGUGCGUACUGUCAAGGACUUUUUACAAGAAAGGUCCUGUGGCGUCAUAUGCGUUCUUGUAGACUUCAACCUCAGUCAGUCCCCCCCAAACCAGGAAAAAACCGUGUUCAGUCCAUGUGUACAUACACGGGGCCUGUGCCUUCAAACAUGACCAAACAACUGUGGGGAGUAAUCAGUGCCAUGAAUCCUGACCCAAUCACAGAUAUAAUAAAAAAUGACAGAGUAAUUACUGAAAUUGGGCAGCACUUGUUGAACAAAGGAGGGCUAUCAGCCAAAAAUAAACAGAAUGUGCGGGAGAAGAUGCGAGAAUUGGGAAGGUUGAUUCACAAGGCGAGGAGAGUCACCUCUUUAAAAACGAUGGAAGAUUGUGUAAAUCCAAAGAAGUACAUGGAGACUGUCAAAGCUGUGAAGUAUACGUGUGGGUAUGACAGUGAAACGGACAAGUUCAUGAUUCCAUCGCUUGCAAACAAGCUUGGGAAUUCCCUGGUUAAAGUGAGCAAACUCUUAAAAGCUCAGGGAUUAAUCUCAAAUGACAAACAGCUUGUUAAGAACGCCAGUGAGUUUCUAGAAGUCCAUGAGAACAAGUGGAACGAGAUGAUCUCAGCUACAGCAUUGAGGAACAUCAGUGAAGCAAAGUGGAAUGUGCCCACUAUCAUGCCCUUUACUGAAGACGUCCAGAAAAUGCAUACAUAUCUCAGUGAAGUGCAAGACAAGUGGUUCAAAACACUCUCUGAAAGUCCCUCUACUAAAGCCUGGAUGGAGCUGGCAAAGGUGUGUCUAGCCCAGAUGAUUCUCUUUAACCGCCGCAGGGAAGGAGAGGUUUCGAGCAUGCCUUUGUCUGCAUUUCUAUCAAGAGACACUUCUGAUCCACAUGAGGAUGUGGACUGGGCACUCUCUGAAGUGGAAAAAAACUCUGCAGACACUUCACAAGGGUUAUCACAAGGGGAAAGCGUGGUCGACCAGUUCCAAUUCUUCUGACUCCAAAAAUGCUAUGUGCCUUAGAACUCCUUGUUAAGCAGAGAGAGGCUUGUGGGGUUCUGAAAAACAAUCCCUAUAUGUUUGCAAGACCAGAAGCCAUGACACAUUUUCGAGGGUCAGACUGCCUCCGUGGCUUUGCUAAGGUGUGUGGCGCAAAGUGUCCCAAGUCACUGACAUCUACAAGACUGCGAAAGCAUGCCGCAACGCUUUCAACUGUGCUGAAUAUGACUGACACAGAGAUGGACCAGCUGGCAAACUUUCUUGGACACGACAUAAGAAUCCAUCGUGAGUUCUAUCGACUCCCUGAGAAGACCCUGCAACUUGCCAAGAUCAGCAAAGUUCUAAUGGCUCUUGAGCAAGGAAGAUUAGCUGAGUUCCAUGGCAAGAACUUGGAUGAAAUUGGGAUAGAUCCUGAUGAAAAAGUUAUUGACUGUGAUGAGGAAGACGGGAGCAUACAAGAGAGACACUGUUCAUCUACUGUUGACGAACCAUCUUCAGAGGUGGCACUUCCUCCUACCGAGAGGAAUGACAUGCCGCCACCACCCAAGAGACCACGCAGACCACCAUCAGAUGAAGAGAUGCCUUCAGGAGCCAGUGCUGUGAGGCCUUCUUCCAAAGGUAAAAGUACCCAGAAGACACCCUGGCAGCAGACAGAGGUGCAGGCGGUUGAAAGGCACAUGCAGCGAUUCAUCACAUCGCUCACUGUACCAGCAAAGAGCGACUGUGAGAAAUGUUUGAAAGCUGAACCAGGAGCGCUGAAGAACCGCGAUUGGAAGACUGUAAAAUUUUACAUUUAUAAUCGUAUUACAGCUUACAAAAAGAAAUUGCAGUGCAAAUAAUAAUAAUGUUAAGAUCCAACUCUGUCAUGGCAGGUUUUGUUCAAGAUGUUAAAAGGUUAAAGAUGUUUUUGGGUUUACUAACCCUUUAAAACUACAGAAACACGUGUAGGCUAUAGAAUAACUUUAUUUGAAAUGUUUUAUGAUGACCACCAGUCGGAAAGCAUUGGUCGAACAAAGUUAUUUUAUGGUUGUAGUUUGUUUAAAUCCACAUGUAUGUGAAAGCAUGUGUGAAAGUUAUAUAUAUGUUUUUUUUUAUACUUUUAAUAUCAGGACUUUGUUUUGAGGUAUGACUCCAUUUGAGUUAUUUUGUUAAGUUGAACUCAAUAAAAGUUGAAUUCAGCAAUUGUAAUGUAAAUUAAUGUAUUGAAGCUCAAUUAGUAGUAGAUUUUUUUAAAUACGUAUCAGGUGAAUGAGUAGCAGCUGAUGCUGGGAGGUUGACUGAAAAAUUACAAUUAUAGAAAGAAUAGUUUGAAGUGGAAAGGUUUGAAUGUUUGACUUGUGGUUAUGAAAUGGGUUGGAAAAUAUCCAGAAAAUAAUUCACUACUUGCAUGCAGUCCUCCAUUCACAUACAAUCCACUUCUAUCACACUACUAUUCCAAUCAAACGUAGGAACAAUCCAUCGAUCCAAACAAAUAUUCUGCAUGUUGAGGAGAUGAUUACAAGCACAACACUAGGGCCUGGUUUCACAGACAGGAUUUAGA